This is a messenger RNA of Panthera uncia (snow leopard), 4052 nucleotides long. It is a transcript of the gene YBEY, whose product is annotated as ybeY metalloendoribonuclease. Gene Ontology annotation, biological process: rRNA processing. Gene Ontology annotation, molecular function: metalloendopeptidase activity. Lineage: Eukaryota; Metazoa; Chordata; Mammalia; Carnivora; Felidae. Bases 124 to 618 code for a protein of 164 amino acids. The record is from RefSeq and is a predicted model, not a curated record. The transcript is spliced from 5 exons.
CUCUGGUUCCGCCCUCCAGCCGGAAGGCCUGAGGGCUUCCGGCGCACGGGAUGUCAACGGGGCCCCCCUGGCUUCGAACCUGGCUCCUUUUUAAACAUUUCUAAAGGGCAUGUUGUUCUGAAAAUGAGUUUGGUGCUUAGAAAUCUGCAACGAGCUGUCCCCAUCAGGAGAGCGCCUCUUCGCAAGAAGUUGGAGAUUGUGAGGAGUAUAUUAGGGGUGCAGAAAUUUGACCUGGCUGUCAUCUGUGUUGACAACAAGAGUAUUCAGCACAUUAAUAAAAUCUACAGAGAGAAAAAUCUGCCAACAGAUGUGCUUUCCUUUCCAUUUCAUGAGAAUGUAAAAGCAGGUGAACUUCCCCAGCCUGAUUUUCCAGAUGACUACAAUUUGGGUGACAUUUUCCUAGGAGUGGAGUAUAUCUUCCAGCAAUGCAAAAGGAAUGAGGAUUACUAUGACGUCCUUACCGUGACUGCCACCCAUGGGCUCUGUCACCUGCUGGGCUUCACACACAGCACGGAGGCUGAAUGGCAGAAGAUGUACCAGAAGGAAAAGCAGGUUCUCGAGGAGCUGAGCCGGCGCACCGGGACCAGUCUCCAGCCCCUAAGCAGGGGCCUCUUCUGACUGCUGGAGGCCCAAGAUGUGAGUGGCACCUGAGGGACUCUCCAGCACACAGGGACACCAUGUGGAGGGCAGACGGACCCUCACCUUCGGGCCCUGAGGACCAGGCACGCCACCAAACUGAGAGCUCUGCUGGUUGCUACUGCCCCGUGGGGCUGCAGAAGUGACUAAGUAUAAAAAGUAAUGUCCAUUCAUGUCUUCAUUUGGAAGCCAGCAGACAUGUUAUUUUCAGUAUUGCAGAUAAGAUAGUUCUAAACUCUUAGAAUGGAGAGGUGGAGCACAGGAACUUCGUCCGCCUGGGGUUCUGCCUUUGGCGAGAGGCAUUCCUCUCUCCUGCCUGUGCAGCCUGCGCGGGAAAAUCAACCAGGCGGCCCAGGGCGGGCAUGCCCCUCACCCUCCUUCCUACGGGAACCCUGUUGGAUUCGGUCCCCGCUUACCCCUCAAGAGUGCUGUGACCUGGUACCUUCAUGAGGGGAGACACAAGGCUGACCCUUAGGGUGGCCGCAAGGCCCAGGACCACCUCAGUCACGUGACCCACAGCAGCCAUCUCCCACCCGUCCCAUCUCGUGAGGCGGUUGCAGCCCCGGCUCAGAGCUUUGCCUGUGGACUCUACCUAAGGCCUCUUUCCUGACGUGACAGGAGCUCUCGAGCCCUGUUGGCCCCGUUCACCCGCUGAGCGAAGUUAAGUGUCUCCUGGCUCCGGGGGAGCCCUGAGCUCCAACUGCCACAUGCCAUCCUCUUUCCUGUGUUUCUUGCCUUGUCCUCUGAAUAUUAAACCCAGGAGGCGGCACAGACCUUCACCCAGAGCUGCUCAUGGGCCCAGGGCAUCAUGGGAGCAGACCAUGGGCUGCUGGCUGAGCCAGCCCGGGCCUCCAUCGCUCGGACCUCCCAGGUACCGGUGUUGGCAGCGGUACCGUGACCUCUGCAGAGGCCAUGGCAAUAAAACAGCCUCUCGGGAACUCUUUGGCCCCAAAACCAAGGAUGCUACAAUUCUGAGAAUUUGGUUUCUCCCAUGAAUCCAUCUCAAAAGGUGAAAAUGCAUUUCCCACUGGAUCUGCCAUGUCUCCACUUGGACUUUCCCCAGGCGCUCAGGGACACAGAGGUGGGCUCAUGGUGUUCCUGAGUGCUCGUGGGCUCUGCGCAGCCUGCCUGUAGCCAGGGAAGCUGGUUCUCAGUGGAAAGUCGAACAGCAAAGACCAAAGAUGACCCCACAAAGCUCUUGGCGUUACGGUUCUUUUUAAGAGAAGGAAGGGGUCCUGAGACCUGCCUGUCCUGUCAGCAGGCAUUUUGGAUGCUCCCCCGUCUUCCAUUACAGCCAACCCCCAUGCGUCUCUGGUCACGUGGGGCUCGGGAGAUCUGCCAGGGAUUGGGCCUCAGAACAGAACUGCUGGGGGCUGGGAGUGAGGGAUCCAGCUUUAUCAGGCAAUGCCUAGUGCUUCCCAGGGGCCUGGUCACUCGUCCCCCCUGCAGCCCAUAGCGAUGACCUUGGCGUCCAGACCCCAGCCCCCAUGCACCCAGACUCCCCACCCCCAUCAUGUGUGCACUGAGGCUGGCCUGCAUCUGUCCUGUCAGCAGUGACCGGCUUUUCAUUGGCAUCCCCUCCACUGUGAAGUAUUGGUUUUUCUUUUUUAUUGAUUCAGAGGGGUUUUUAUAUAUCAUUGAAAACAAUAGGGAAUGUAAGCCAGUGUCCUUCUGAUCUAAAUCUGAGAAAAGGCUGCCCCAUCCAGCCAUGGAGCUCUGUCCCGGCUGUCUCAUUCCCCUGGACACUUCUGCCCGCCCCUGAGCUGGCCACAGUGCCCUGAUUCCAGAGCUUCUGCAAACCCAGCCUCUGCCAGGACAGGCCCUUCCUCCUGCUCCAGGGGUCCCUUGGGUUCUUGCUCUUUACUCUCCUGUGUGGUCUCCAGAUUCAGCUCCUGAGUGCCAGGAAACACUGGAGUCUCGAUUAGAGGCACAGUAAGUCUGCAGAGCAGCUGGGACAUUUGGGCUCCAGGCCAGGCCUACAUGGUAUCUCGUUUCACAGGUCUUCGACUUCUCAGCACCCCACACCAAGGGGCAGGAGGGCACGGCCAUGAGAAGAAAAUGGUUUCUUCACUCAUACGUCUUCUGACAUGAAGUGCCAGGAGUCUGUGCAGACCCCACAGGUUAAGGGUUCAGUCCACAGCACUGCCCCCACUUUGGAGCAGGGUAUACACGCCUCUGUCCACCUCUACCACAGAUCAGGGGACUGCGGGGGGUUGGGGCUCUGGACAGAAGUGGGGGUGAAGACCAAACCUGUAGCUCUUACAGCACACAGUCACGUUCUGCACAGCCAGCCUCCACCCCGUGCUCCAGGCACUUGGAGCUCAGACCCCCCUCCCAGGCAGGUUUGUAGCAAUGUCGGAAGUUGUGACUGCUUCCAUGUUCACGGCUCUCUUCCAGGGCCUGCUGUAUCCUCUUUAGCGUCCCCAGGUCAGCCUGCGCAGAACCAAGGGGACCCCCGCUCCCGUGAGGGCUGCCUUCACCCCUGUGCCCCACAUCAACUGUGACCCCACUUGAUGCCCAGUAGUGCCUUGCUCUGUCCUGUCACAGCACCUGGACGCUCCUCGAUGCAGGAAGAUGUUUCCUUUAUCCCUGUGGACCGAAGGCUCCUGAAACCCUUGUAAUUUCUUGGGUGAUAGGCAUGUCUUUUGUUCUGAGGCAACUCUUAGGGGCUCCUGGGGGGCCCCGGGCCCCCAGAAAGACCUGCCAUGAUUGGAAGCUUGUUAACUUUUAGCCCCUUCCUCCCAUCCCAUUCUCCAGAGAGGGAGAAGGGCUGGAAAUGCAGUUAGUCUAUCUCACGGGCAUGCCUACGAGAGGAAGCCCCCAUAAAUCCCAGUAGCGCAGGGUCCCAAGAGCCUCCAAGUGAGUAAACACAUCCACACUGAAAGGGUGACACACCCCAACUCCACGUGGUGGAGGCUCCUGUGCAGGGGACCCUCCCAGACCUGCCCCACUCCUUAUCACAUCCUUCAACUGGCAAAUGUGUUUCCUGAGUUCUGUGAACAGCUCUAACAAAGUAAUCGAACCUGAAGAGGGGGUCAUGGGAACCUCUGCUCCCUGACCCAGCAGGUCAGGAGCAGGGACAAGUGCACUCGCAGCUGGCGAGGGAGGUGGGGGGCGGUCUUGUGGGACUUCAUCCUCAUGCAGGUGGACAGUGUCAGAACCGAGUUGGAUGGCAGGACAUCCUGGUGAUGCCGGAGAGGACUGGUAACUAGGAGUGACAGAAGUGCCUGUUCUAUGUGUGAGUAAAGGACAUUGACGAGGAAGGACUGGGUUUUCCUCACUCGAGUCACAGACAAAACUGAGUUUUUCCAAUUUAUCAGGCCAUCCAAAGACAUCCAACUUCUGUUAAACUUCCUCCCUGUAUUUAAUUAAUAAUUGUGUUGAGAAAUAAAACCCAAUUGUGUUGAGAAAAGCCA